Molecule: messenger RNA, 2202 nt
Organism: Mesorhabditis spiculigera
Lineage: Eukaryota; Metazoa; Nematoda; Chromadorea; Rhabditida; Rhabditidae
Source: the annotation of a GenBank genome assembly
AUGCCUGAUCAAAUCAAACACGGCCCGAACAAACACGACAACAGCGAAGACUGGCGCUCGGCGAUGUUCGCCACGCCCGACGUCGACUUACGCGCCUCGCCAGACGGUAGCCUCUACCUCACUUCACGCCGCAUUUUGAGUGCGCGCGUACGCACGGUCGUCGACUGGCUGGAGCAGUGGGCGCAUGACACGCCAGCCGCUGUAUUUAUUUCCGAGGCGAUGUCGAGCGGACAGCGUCAGGGCCUGUCGUACGCCAAAGCGUGGCAUGACUCAGGGCGACUUGGCGCGGGGCUGCUUGCAAUAGGGCUGAAGCCCGGAGAUCGGCUUGCUGUAUUUGCACCUAACGGUAUCCGCCAUAUGCGCAUCGCACUGGGUGCGCUGCGUGCUGGAAUUAUCUAUGUGCCCAUUGCAGCCCAGUAUGCCGCGCUGGGUGGGGACAAGGAGAAGCUUGCCAGUGUGCUAGAGAAGCUUAAGCCAGCAGCCGUUUACUGCGACAGCUUUGCCGAUGCCCCUUUGGCGGCGAGGGCGGCACGGCUGGUAAUCGAGGGCGAUGCCGGUUUGGCGCAGCUGUUCGAAGCUGCCGAUGGUGUCGACGAUCCAGACAUCGCCUGGCUUGACCCGUCUGCGCCAGCAAAAUUGUUGCUCACCUCAGGCUCCACUGGCCAGCCCAAGCCGGUUCCCUAUAGCCACGCCAUGAUGACGGACAAUCUUCUGGCAACCCUGGACGUCUGGCCAUUUGUGCUCCGCCGCAAGCCCGUUUUAGUGGACUGGCUGCCUUGGAAUCACGCGUUUGGCGGCAAUAACAAUGUCCACAUUGUCCUGUCGCAGGGCGGCACUCUGCAUAUUGAUGAGUCCAGGGGCAAGCCGGAGCGUUUCGACCUCCAUGUGCAGAACCUUCGCAGGUUACAGCCCACCUUUCACGGCGCUGUGCCGUCGGGUUGGGCAGCCUUGUUACCGGUGAUGGAGGCUGAUGACGAGUUUCGCCAGGCGUUCUUCGGCAAUCUCGAUGCAAUGUUCUCUGCCGGUGCGGCAAUGGCGCCGGACAUUUUCACGCGCUUGUGCCGCAACUCAGCAGCCGUGCGCGGUUUACCGGUGCCCAUUCUGACCGGAUGGGGUGCGACCGAAACAGGCCCCGGCGCCACGCUUGUACAUGCGCCAAAUGCUGAGCCCGGCUGGAUUGGAACGCCCUUGCCGGGCGCCGAGAUUCGCCUAAGCCCCAGUGGGGAUAAGUUUGAGCUGAGUGUGCGCGGGCCAAGCGUCAUGCGCGGUUAUUGGGGCGCUAGCGCCAGCGCAGCAGUCGAUGAAGAAGGUUUUUAUCGGACGGGCGAUGCAGGCCGUUUGGUUGACCCCGAACGCCCAGAGCUCGGUCUGCGUUUCGAGGGUCGGCUAGCUGAAGACUUCAAGCUUGAAAACGGGAGCUGGGUGAAUGCCAGCGGCCUUCGGCAUGAGCUGCUUAGGCGCGCCGAUGGUGCCUUGCACGAUGUGGUGAUUCUUGGCGCCGAUCAGGCGUAUAUCGCCGCGCUGUGCUGGGUCGCGCGACCCAUCAGGCUGGACGAUCUGUUCGCGCAGCACAAUGCCGAACACGCCAGUCCCACCAAGCGUAUCGAACGCUUCGCCAUUCUCUCUCCACCGCCCUCGACUUCUGAGUUGACACCGAAAGGUGAACUGGAUCGAAACGCGUUGCGUAAAAACCGGCCAUUUGAAAUCGAGGCGUUAUUCAACGCCAAGGGGGCAAGCAUGAUCGAGGUUGAUCAAGGUAAGGACCUCGCCGAACACGUAGGCGCGGAGCUGGGCGUCAGCGAUUGGGUACUCGUGGAUCGGGAGUUGAUCGCCAGCUUCGGGCGGACUACCGGUGAUACCCAUUGGGUUCACAUGGAUGAGGAGCGCGCUCGACGCGAAACGCCUUUUGGCGGGGUGAUUGCGCAUGGCUUUUUGGUGUUGUCGCUGGUGACGGGGCUCUCUACACAGUGUUUCCGGGUGAAGAGGGCAGAGCGCUGGCUUAACUACGGGCUGGACCGAGUCCGGUUUCCCGCGACCGUCGCCGCCGACGCCCGCGUACGUUUGCGACUGACACUGGUUGAUAUCGGUCAGCAGGCUGGCGGUACGCGUUUGCAGCUUGGCUGCGUCAUUGAAAUUGAAGGUGGCACGCGCCCGGCAGCGGUGUGUGAUUGGCUCUGCAUUGUGUUCGAUGGAGAUGAAAAA